This is a messenger RNA of Acanthochromis polyacanthus (spiny chromis), 1149 nucleotides long. It is a transcript of the gene atp6ap1la, whose product is annotated as ATPase H+ transporting accessory protein 1 like a. NCBI's taxonomy places the organism in Eukaryota, Metazoa, Chordata, Actinopteri, Pomacentridae. Bases 36 to 962 code for a protein of 308 amino acids. The record is from RefSeq and is a predicted model, not a curated record. The transcript is spliced from 8 exons. Gene Ontology annotation, cellular component: proton-transporting V-type ATPase complex.
AGCCUGGUUGGAAUCACACUCUGGUCACCACAGCGAUGGCUUCACCGUGGAAACGCUGCUGCUGCUUCCUCGUCCUCCUUCAUCUGCAGUCGUCGGCCUGCCUCCACCAGCAACCUGCAGACAGUGCUUCUGAGUCUCCAGUCCUUGAUGAGGGAAGUGAUGAAAGGAUGAAGAUGGAGGAACAACAGCAGUCUUCAGAUGUAUCACGGAGGAAAUUACUUCAGAUGCAAGGAGCCGCUGUUCCCUUUCUUCCUCUCAAGGUCUUGUCUGAUGGGGAGACGUGCAUCUUGUUCCAGGCCAGGAAACUGUCUCUCCGCUAUGACAAGCAGAAGCAGCUGGACCUGACAGAACGAGCCUUUUCCCCUCAGAAAACCGUGGACACCAGUCAGUCUGUCUGCAGUGGGGAUAAAGCCACGUUGGUCAUGAGGUUUGGAGAUGUGGAAGAUCUCAGAGGUCUGACCAUCAGACUGCAGCUCUCCAACACUUUUUACGAGUCUUCAGGACAGUGGUGGUUCUCUGUUGACAGCGUCUCGUUGCUCUACAACACCUCUGAGGAGGCUGUGUUCAAUGCCAGCGAUGUUUAUGCUCCGGCCUCGGCCUCCUACCGCUGCCUCCAUGUCAGCAGCCUGCAGCGGUACAGCGCCCUGCUACUGCCCAGCAGCAACCACGCCCGCCGCUGGGCCAUCACCUUCACAGACUUCCAGAUCCAGGCCUUCAGUGUCUCAUCCGGUAAGUUUUCCCCGGCGAGUGACUGCAUCACCUUCCUGACACCGGCUAUCCUGAUGGGCCUCAUCACCUCCCUCAUCCUGCUGCUGGUCCUGGCCUAUGCCCUGCACAUGGUCAUCCAUCUGAAACACAUUGAGCAUGAGGACGAACACAAGGCUGACAUCUACUACCCACAAACUCCCGAACAACUCGAACACUGCUGUGCUGAAAACACCAUUGAGAAAAAUGUCAUGUAGCGUAACCAGUGAGAUGAUUAGAGACUUUAAAGAGACACAACUGAUCUGAUAAUGGCACCAAACCUCCAGAGUGAUGUACUUCCAGCUCAGGAUUUCGUUUUUUUAACAGAUAUUUCUAGUGUUUUGUAAUUUACCCAUUGUUGAAAUUCUGGUUUUAUCUUUAUAACAAAAUAAAUAAAAAUAAAAA